CCAUCUAUCAGUCCUCUCUACCACAAAAACUCAACCUACAAUGGAGUCCUCAAAGAUCUUAGCCCUUUUUCUCAUUUCCAUCCUCUCCGUUUCAGCCUCCGCCUCUCGCAUUAUCGAAAAAGAUUGCGGCUCGUGUUCCCAGCCGCCUAAAACCCCUUCCGUUAAGCCCCCUUCCACUACACCGAAGCUCCCCGUUCCACCGGUCACUGUCCCUAAAUUGCCCGUCCCGCCGGUCUCAAUUCCCAAAUUGCCCAUCCCACCCGUCACUGUCCCGAAACUGCCCAUCCCACCGGUUACAGUCCCAAAACUGCCCGUGCCGCCAGUAACCGUUCCUAAACUACCCCUCCCACCAGUAGCUGUUCCUAAACUACCCCUCCCACCAGUAGCUGUCCCUAAACUGCCCCUGCCGCCAGUAGCGGUGCCAAAACUGCCACUCCCACCCGUAGCCGUGCCAAAACUGCCAUUGCCGCCAGUGGCAAUCCCCAAACUGCCAUUGCCGCCGGUCGGAAUCCCUCCAGUGCUCAACCCACCAUCCACCGGAAAGGCCUGCCCACCACCGCCAGGGAAAGGGAAAGCAGCCAGCUGCCCGAUCGACACACUGAAGUUGGGUGCAUGUGUGGAUCUUCUAGGUGGGCUGGUCCACAUUGGAUUGGGCGAUCCGGCUGUGAAUGAAUGCUGCCCGAUAAUAUCGGGGCUUGUUGAGGCUGAAGCUGCAGCAUGCUUGUGCACAACUCUUAAAGUUAAAGCCCUAAAUCUCAAAUUAUAUGUCCCUAUUGCUCUUCAGCUCCUUGUCUCCUGUGGAAAGACACCACCUCCCGGCUACGAAUGCUCUAUCUAGAUUCCACUUUGGUUUGCUAGCUAGAUGGAUUGAAGAAUCCAAAUCGACAUGAGAGGAUGUCGGGCUCGCAUGCAUGGGUUUCGUUUUCGUUAUUUGUUUGUUGUCUUCCAAUCCUUCAUUUUUUUUUUCUUGCUGGAAUUAAUAGUUGAUGUUUGCGUUUGUUCGGUCAACACCAUUUCAUUGUGUAAAAGUUUGUCAUAUUCAUGUAUUGUUUGUUGAUGAGAAAGCAGUAUAAUUAAUCAAAAAUGAUUCUAGAUGAAACACAUGCAAACUUGAGU
This is a messenger RNA of Erythranthe guttata (spotted monkey flower), 1116 nucleotides long. RefSeq lists its product as uncharacterized. Lineage: Eukaryota; Viridiplantae; Streptophyta; Magnoliopsida; Lamiales; Phrymaceae. The record is from RefSeq and is a predicted model, not a curated record.